GUGCCACCUGUCAGUGUCCAUCAGUGCCAGCUGUCAGUGCUGAACAGUGCCACGUGCCAGUGCCCCCAUCAGUGCCAGUCAGUGCCACCUAUCACUGCCAAUCAGUGCCACAUAUCAGUGCUGCCAAUCAGUGCCACCUAUCAGUGCUCAGUCGUCUAUCAGUGCCAGUCAGUGCCGCCUAUCAUUGUGCAUCAGUGCCAGUCAGUGCCACCUAACAGUGACAGUCAGUGCCACCUAACAGUGACAGUCAGUGCCACCUAACAGUGACAGUCAGUGCCACCUAACAGUGCCAUAUAUCAGUGCUGCCUUUCAGUACCUAUCAGUGAUGCCUGUCAAUGCCCAUCAGUGCCACCUACCAGUGCCUCCUCAUCAGUGCCACCUAUCAGUGUUCAUCAGUGCAGCCUAUCAG
Molecule: messenger RNA, 409 nt
Organism: Staurois parvus
Lineage: Eukaryota; Metazoa; Chordata; Amphibia; Anura; Ranidae
Source: the annotation of a GenBank genome assembly